Messenger RNA from Cynara cardunculus var. scolymus (artichoke), 3339 nucleotides. Its product is annotated as respiratory burst oxidase homolog protein C-like. The transcript is spliced from 12 exons. Gene Ontology annotation, molecular function: peroxidase activity; calcium ion binding; NAD(P)H oxidase H2O2-forming activity. Lineage: Eukaryota; Viridiplantae; Streptophyta; Magnoliopsida; Asterales; Asteraceae. The record is from RefSeq and is a predicted model, not a curated record. Gene Ontology annotation, cellular component: plasma membrane. The coding region runs from base 1 to 2790 and encodes 929 amino acids.
AUGCAAAUGCAAAAUAUGGGAACUGAUGAUGGCAGAAGUGGGUUGCCGGAGAAUUACAACCGCCAUGAUCAUUACCACUCCGACACGGAGGUGAUCGGCGUUGACAGGGCGGCGUUCAGUGGUCCGUUAAGCGGACCGUUGAACAAAAGAGGUAACCGGAAAAGUGCUAGAUUUAAUAUUCCCGACGGAGCUCCGGGGAGUAGUAGCGGCAGUGUGAAGUCUAAUAACAAUGACGAUUACGUUGAAAUCACUUUGGACGUCCGUGACGACUCGGUGGCCGUACACAGCGUCAAGACCGCCGGCGGAGCUGACGUGGAGGAUCCGGAGCUGACGUUGCUGGCGAAAGGAUUGGAGAAGAGGUCGUCGUUUGGUUCGUCGGUGGUGCGAAAUGCUUCGGCGAGAAUCCGGCAGGUGUCGGAGGAGUUGAAGCGGUUGACGUCGUUCUCGAAACGACAACCGGCGAGUCGUUUAGACCGGACUAAGUCCGCCGCAGCUCAUGCGCUCAAAGGGCUGAAGUUUAUCAGUAAGACGGACGGCGGCGCGGCGUGGGCCGCGCUGGAGAAGCGGUUUGGUGAUCUCACUGCCACCACCAAUGGGUUACUUCCACGUUCACUUUUUGGGGAAUGCAUUGGGAUGAACAAAGAAUCCAAAGAGUUCGCCGGAGAGUUGUUUGAUGCACUUUCACGGAGGAGGAAUAUAACAGGUGACUCGAUUAACAAAGCACAAUUGAGGGAGUUUUGGGACCAAAUUGCUGAUCAGAGUUUUGAUUCAAGGCUACAGACUUUCUUUGACAUGGUUGAUAAAGAUGCAGAUGGUAGGAUCACAGAAGACGAAGUCAGAGAGAUUAUAAGUCUGAGUGCUUCAGCCAAUAAGUUAUCAAAUAUUCAGAAACAAGCAGAUGAAUACGCAGCAUUAAUCAUGGAAGAAUUAGACCCCGACAACCUUGGGUACAUCAUGAUUGAAAACUUGGAGAUGCUUUUGUUACAAGCUCCGACACAUAACGUGAGAGGAGAAAGCCGAAACCUGAGCCAAAUGUUGAGUCAAAAGCUGAAAACUACGCAACACGGGAAUCCCAUCCAGAGAUGGUAUGAAGAUUUCAAGUAUUUCUUGCAGGAUAAUUGGCAGAGAUGUUGGGUGAUUGUACUUUGGAUAGGGAUCAUGGCUGGUUUGUUUACUUGGAAGUAUAUUCAGUACAAAAAUCGAGCUGUGUACGAAGUAUUGGGGCCGUGUGUAUGUAUAGCGAAAGGAGCAGCAGAGACUCUCAAGUUAAACAUGGCUAUAAUUUUGUUGCCCGUUUGUCGGAACACCAUCACCUGGCUGAGGAACAAGACCAGGUUGAGUGUCGCGGUUCCAUUUGAUGACAACCUCAACUUCCACAAAGUGAUUGCAGUAGCAAUUUCUAUUGGAGUUGGGUUACAUGCCAUUUCCCAUUUAACAUGCGACUUUCCUCGACUAAUUCACGCAACCGAGGAAGAGUACGAGCCGAUGCAGCAGUUCUUCGGGGAUCAAGCCAAGAAUUACUGGCAUUUCGUGAAGGAAGUGGAAGGGUGGACAGGAAUUAUAAUGGUAGUCCUAAUGACGAUCGCUUUUACACUCGCAACCCCAUGGCUAAGACGAGGCAAGCUCAACCUACCGUCAUUCCUAAAGAAACUCACUGGAUUUAAUGCCUUCUGGUAUUCCCACCAUCUUUUUGUUAUCGUCUACGCGAUGCUCAUAGUUCACGGUAUCAAACUUUACCUCACCAAGGAAUGGUACAAGAAGACGACGUGGAUGUAUUUAACAGUUCCGGUCUUGCUCUAUGCGUGUGAGAGAUUAAUACGGGCGUUCAGAUCUAGUGUCAAGCCAGUCAAAAUACUUAAGGUGGCUGUUUAUCCUGGAAAUGUGUUGGCACUUCAUAUGUCAAAACCUCAAGGCUUCAAAUACAAGAGUGGGCAAUACAUGUUUGUCAACUGUGCUGCUGUCUCCCCAUUUGAAUGGCACCCAUUUUCCAUCACUUCUGCCCCUGGUGAUGACUACCUAAGUGUGCAUAUCCGAACUCUCGGUGAUUGGACUCGGCAACUAAAAACAGUCUUUUCAGAGGUAUGUCAGCCUCCGCGUAAUGGAAAAAGUGGACUCCUAAGAGCUGAUUGCCAAGGAGAAAACCCAAAUUUUCCAAGAGUUUUAAUCGACGGUCCAUAUGGAGCACCAGCACAAGACUACAAGAAAUACGACGUGGUGUUGCUAGUGGGGUUAGGAAUUGGAGCAACCCCUAUGAUCAGCAUUGUGAAAGACAUUGUCAAUAACAUGAAGGCCAAACAAGAGGAAGAUAAUGCCUUGGAAAAUGGCAGCACGGUGCAAAAGAAUAAAUCAGGACCACCAAGCGCGAAUAACUUUAGAACAACAAGAGCUUACUUCUAUUGGGUCACUAGGGAACAGGGUUCUUUUGACUGGUUUAAAGGUGUUAUGGAUGAGGCUGCAGAAAUGGACAAAAAUGGGGUCAUAGAGAUGCACAACUAUUGCACAAGUGUUUAUGAGGAAGGUGACGCUCGGUCUGCCCUAAUCACGAUGCUUCAGUCACUUAAUCAUGCGAAAAAUGGGGUUGAUGUUGUCUCGGGUACUCGUGUUAAGUCGCACUUUGCCAAACCCAACUGGCGCAACGUCUACAAACGCAUUGCUCUUAAUCACACGGGCUCUAGAAUAGGUGUAUUCUAUUGUGGAGCACCAGCACCAACAAAAGAGCUGAAACAACUAGCCUCCGAUUUCUCACACAAGACGUCAACCAAAUUUGACUUUCACAAAGAGAACUUCUGAGAACGCUUUCCUUUUUGCCCAUCCAAAGACCUCAAUAAACAAACCCUUCUAGAAUCAUAAAAUCCUACCCCUCCACCCUCUCUCCUCUGUACAGAGAUUUGAAAAUCAGAGCCGCUAAAGUCUAAGAUAAUGUUUAGUUUUGUAUUUUUUUUUUUUCUUCAUAUUUUUAAUAUAGUAUGAGAGCUGUAAAAGGAUAAUGGAAUGAGUAUAGCGACACCCAUGAUUGUUGUGGCUGCCAGCAAAGGUAGUGGGAUAAAAUUCAUAAAAAAGGAGGAAAAAUCCACCAUCAAGCCCUUUGGAGGAUUAAACAAAGAAAGAUGCUACAGUAAUGGCAUGGUGUCAUCCUUUCAUCAUGGUGGUUGGGUUGGCAAAUUAAGUAGAUAUUGUUUCUUUAAAUUUAAUUUUUUGUUGUUAAGAAAUGUGUAUGAUGUAUUAGGUCGUGGGUGGCGGGAAAUAAAAGAAAUACCAACUAGUUUCCUAAUUAUUGAAUCAAGAUGUAAAUAUUUCUUUGAAUUUUGAAAUCCAGUAAUAAUGAAUAUCGUUGCCACU